Messenger RNA from Erigeron canadensis, 1093 nucleotides. Its product is annotated as lipid phosphate phosphatase gamma. Gene Ontology annotation, molecular function: dolichyldiphosphatase activity. Gene Ontology annotation, cellular component: intracellular membrane-bounded organelle; endoplasmic reticulum membrane. NCBI's taxonomy places the organism in Eukaryota, Viridiplantae, Streptophyta, Magnoliopsida, Asterales, Asteraceae. Gene Ontology annotation, biological process: protein N-linked glycosylation; lipid biosynthetic process. Bases 162 to 833 code for a protein of 223 amino acids. The record is from RefSeq and is a predicted model, not a curated record. The transcript is spliced from 2 exons.
UACGGUUACCAAACUCACACACAUACAGUGAUACAGAUCCGAUCAAUCAUACACACACAUCAACCUUUUUUCUUACAAUCAUAUGACCCAUUGUUGAUCUCUUUCUUCCAAAAAAUAAAAAAAUUCCCAAAUCCUUUCAAACCCACCCUGCAGUCAACCCAAUGUCAGAUCAAGUCCUCCGGGCAGUAACCCUGACCCAUGUUCGUUACUUCAAAGGAGACAAAUUUGGCCACUUUUUAGCUUGGAUUUCCUUAAUCCCUGUUUUCAUAUCUUUAGGUGGUUUUGUUUCUCACUUUCUUUUUCGCCGUGAACUCCAAGGUAUGUUUUUCGCAUUUGGGCUAAUCAUCUCUCAGUUCAUUAAUGAAGUUAUCAAAACAUCCGUACAACAAGCCCGACCCGAAACUUGUAUCAUGUUAGAAAUGUGUGAUUCACACGGCUGGCCGUCUAGUCAUUCCCAAUAUAUGUUCUUUUUCGCCACUUAUUUUACUUUGUUGACAUAUAAGAAGAUGGGCAUUUUGUUUAGGAAACAAAUGGUUCUUGUUGGUGUUGUUGUUUGGCCUUUAGCGUUGCUUACGAUGUAUAGUCGGGUUUAUUUGGGGUAUCAUACGGUUGCUCAGGUGUUUGCGGGUGCUGGUCUUGGUUUGGUUCUUGGUGGGUUGUGGUUUUGGGUUGUUAAUAAUGUUUUAAGAGGGUUGUUUCCGGUUAUCGAAGAGAGUUUCUUUGGGAGGUGGUUUUAUGUUAAGGAUACUUCUCAUAUUCCCAAUUUGUUGAAGUUUGAGUAUGAUAAUGCCAGAGCUGCACGAAAGCAUUCGUCUUAUAAGCGUGCUGAAUGAUUGGUUGGAGAUUAGUAUUUUUGGGAUACUGGAUACAAUUUGUUGCCCCUGUAUCUAAAUCAGAAGAAUGCUGAAUGCCUAACAAAUCUACUCGGGUGCCUUUUGUUUUUGACCUAAGGAGUUUAAUGGAGUGAGAGUUGUUUAUAAAGAAACGGAUUUUUUUCGCAACUAAUUAGGGAUUGUCAUUAUGUAUUGAACUUUCACAUUUUCUCACUAUACUCCUUAAUGUUGUACAAACACAUCCCUCUGAUAUAUCCCAU